Messenger RNA from Zingiber officinale, 1055 nucleotides. RefSeq lists its product as uncharacterized. The record is from RefSeq and is a predicted model, not a curated record. Bases 185 to 895 code for a protein of 236 amino acids. The transcript has a single exon. NCBI's taxonomy places the organism in Eukaryota, Viridiplantae, Streptophyta, Magnoliopsida, Zingiberales, Zingiberaceae.
UGAAACCGCUUCCUCUGCUCGUAUAUAUCUCAUCGAUCUGUCGAAUUCCUAAUCAAAAUCGCUUUUUGAUUCCGUCGUCCUCCUCGAUUUCAACUCUAUUUGGGUAAUCGAGUCUCAAAAUUUGAUUUUUAGUCGAUCGGAGAUCAGGAAUCGAGGUCGAUCGGUGUUCUGUACGCCAGCAGCCAUGGAGAAGCCGAAGAGGUCGGCGAACAAAGCGUCCAUCAUCAGCUUCUUCCCGAAACGGAGGAGCUUCGCCGGCGACGGCAACGCGCACGCGCACCUCCUCCAUAACCGGCGUGGGUUCUCCGGCCCCAUCGUCUCGAUCGUGCCGGUGGAGGCGCGGCGGAAGGGGAACGACGGCGCCGGCGGUGGAUUCGAGGAGCCCACGUCACCGAAGGUCACGUGCAUGGGGCAGGUGAAGCAUCGGAAGAUGAGGUGCAACAGCAACCGCAAGGCCAAGUCGUCGCCGCCGCGGCCGGAUCCGGCGGCGGUGAAGAGGAACAGGAGGCGCGGCGCCUCCCUGCUCCUCGGCCGGAUGUUUCGCCCGCGCAGGCGGCCGGCAGCGUCGGUGUCGGCGUCGGCGGACGAGAAGGAAAUCCUCAGAUCAAAUAAAUUUCCUGCGCCGGCUCCGGCGCUGGGGAAGAUGAGGCGGUUCGCGAGCGGCCGCGAGACUCUGCACGAUUUCGACUGGACGAAGGUGGUGCUGGAAGACGAAGGGGCGGCGUCGACGAGCUACGGCGAGGAGGAGGACUACGACGACGACGAGGUGUUGGUGGCCCACUCGGCGCCGCUCAUCGUCGGCAGCGGCGGCGUGGUGGCGUUGGAGCCGAAGAAGGAGGUGAACCUCUGGAAGAGGAGGACGAUGCCGGCGCCGAAUCCUCUUCAGCUUCUGUAAUUAAUUAAUUAAGUUACGAUAGUUUUCUAUUUUUAAGUUUCGCCCUUUUUCUGCUUGUUAUUUUUCACAAUUCCCCCCUUUUUCUUGAUAAUUAUUGUAAAGUUUAGAAAAUGUAUUUGUAUGGGAUGAAUAUUCGAUAUCAUAUUGUUUUUUUUUUUUU